Galendromus occidentalis (western predatory mite) is the source of this 510-nucleotide messenger RNA. Its product is annotated as sensory neuron membrane protein 1. Gene Ontology annotation, cellular component: membrane; cytoplasm. The transcript has 4 exons. NCBI's taxonomy places the organism in Eukaryota, Metazoa, Arthropoda, Arachnida, Mesostigmata, Phytoseiidae. The record is from RefSeq and is a predicted model, not a curated record. Gene Ontology annotation, molecular function: scavenger receptor activity. Bases 1 to 510 code for a protein of 169 amino acids.
AUGUUGGCUGCCCCCUUCUACAUGGGUGAACCGAAAUUAUCCCAAGAUAAUAUAGGCCUUAAACCCUCGAAAGAGAAACAUGAGACUUUCCUGGGUAUCACGUCGAUGACCGGACUCGUGUUGCGGGCUGCGGAGCGUUUGCGAAUCAACAUCGAAGUCAAGCCUAGUCUCUACAAGCGGACUUUGGAAAAUGUGACCACAAGCAUAAUUCCAGUUGCGUGGAUCGAGGAGCGCAUGGAGGUGACGGUCUCAUUCAUGGGCUUAAUCAAGAAGGAAUUGGUUCGUCCGCGGAAUUUAGAUACCGUUGAAUGCUCUCUCGCAGUGCUGAUCGGAGGUCUCUCAACAGUGAUCGUGAUCGCUGUAUCCUGCAUAAGAGACGCUAAAUACUCCAGAUCUUUUGCUCUCCAAGCAAUCAGCACCAAUGACCUUCGGGGAGGUCCCGGGAAUGAAGAGGCUAAGCCGGGAGAUCUUGAAAAACCUACCCUCUCCCCCAAAACGGCUCCGAAAUAG